GUCAAAGCGCGAACCACUGUCGCGCCAGACGUGGUUGGCGAUGUACAAAGAAGUCGCUCCCCGAGUUCAGCAAGAACUGGACGACAUUGUCCAGCAAACCAUAGAUGCGGGAAAGAAGGCCAGGUUGAUGGCCUGUGAGCACAAGUUAGGCAAGCAUGUUGGUGAGGACAUCCCCGGAAAGAUCGAGAAGGCUACAUCGAUGCAGAAUGCUUGUUUGCAGAUGCAGGAGAUUGCCAAUCGCAUUGCUGUGAAGGACGCCAACAUGGGCUUCCCAAAAACUGCAGGCAGUCGCUGCACAAUGAACGAUCGCGUUUCUGAACCUGGCGAGUGCGACUAUCUCAACUGCUACACGACGGACGACAAGUUCAAGAAGGCGAUUGCUGCGUUGAAGAAGAGGAAUGACAAGUGCUACGAUGCUUGGAGGCCACCGUGGAUCGCGCGGCCAACUCCUGUUCCAAGGAGCCAAAGGAGCCACCGGUGCAGCAGCUGCCUCCUGGGGUGGCGCCACCGGCAACGACCAAACCGGCGGUUUCGCAGGCAGCUUCACCUCCUGCUGCGCCAGCUGCGCCAGCUGCGCCUGCUGCGCCAGCUCUGCGCCAGCUGCGCCAGCUGCGCCAGCGGCGCCCAGCACGAAGGAAGGUUCCACAGCUGUGGCCUUUGUUAUCAUGGCAGGUUGUCGUCCAGGAAAUCCAAAUCGUGCUGAACGGAUGGGAUGCUUUCUCUGAGAG
This is a messenger RNA of Cladocopium goreaui, 728 nucleotides long. The record is from the annotation of a GenBank genome assembly. NCBI's taxonomy places the organism in Eukaryota, Dinophyceae, Suessiales, Symbiodiniaceae.